Cercospora beticola is the source of this 2828-nucleotide messenger RNA. RefSeq lists its product as uncharacterized. Lineage: Eukaryota; Fungi; Ascomycota; Dothideomycetes; Mycosphaerellales; Mycosphaerellaceae. The record is from RefSeq and is a predicted model, not a curated record. Gene Ontology annotation, biological process: arachidonate metabolic process. Gene Ontology annotation, cellular component: membrane.
CGAGGCUGAAGGUGAGUAGUGUGCCUGUGGGGACCUCUGUCCUCGCUCGCGCAUGUUUGCUCGACUUGUCCUCUGUAGGAAAGUCUCAAUAAAUCGCUCGUGUCUUGCAUAGCGUCCUAGCGUAGCAUUUGCAAUCCCAGACUGCUACGACUUCACUCACACCCACAGUGCAGAAGGCAGAUCACAAGACCAGAAGACUCAAGAAGGGCGGCCUUAUUUGAAAGAAGCACCCGGCACCUCCUACAUUCCGAGACCUCGACUUUCAUGUGACUUUCCCAUCGGACCUGUGUGCCAGACUACUGCGCGUCACUUUCGACACGAUCAUUCUCUCAGCUAACAUAUUCAAAACCCACCGCGAUCCCAAGUAGCACAGCCCACCGCCCUUCGCUCGACCACCGGAUCCCAGCGAUACACAUACACCUAGAAAGAGCCAGGCAGCCAUCGCUUAGUCAAUUCAAUACCAGCUUCGCGUCAGCUUUCCCAGCCCAUUGGAAUAGUAGCGCAGCUGUCAACAGAGGUCCAUUGCCCAUAGUGGCGUCGACAAAGUGGAUGCGAUACCGUUGAAGCCGUGGGAUUUCCUGCGGUCUACGCCCGCUAUGGAUCACAGUACAUCAUCACUGUCGGUGGCGGCUGCAGGUGGAAAUGGCUCGCAAACGAGAGGCUCAUCGCGAGCACCGAGUGUCCCGAGGAGAGAAGAGACGGGAGACUCAGAAAAGGCAGGGAGGGUAUGGGCACGAGGCGUUGGAGAUCCAUGGGACCCCUGUAUAUUAACGUGCGAUGGGGGUGGCAUACGCGGAUACAGCAGCUUGCUCAUCCUUAAGGCACUGAUGCACGAGAUCUGGGUAUGGGAACAGUACUACGAUGGACACUCGACAGUAAAGAUACGGACAGACAGCCCAACAGAAAUGCGCACCGACAGCCCGACAUCCUUUCGCGAAAUGAACGACAUCGAACAAGCGCAGUCGGGAGCCGCACGAGGACGACGUGGCUCGCACAAUCAGUCAAGCAAAGACUCUUAUCAAACCGCACAAUCCCACGGCGUCGACGUCGAUCUUCCCGAGAGCAAAAUUGCGCCACAGAGAGCUGCUACAGCAAUAGCCGAAGACGAGCUCACCAGUGAUCUGUCGGCAAAGAAAGCCAUUUCAGAGGAAGAGCUUCUUCCAUGUCACUACUUCGAUUUCAUGUACGGAACAUCGACGGGUGGCCUGAUCGCGACUAUCCUCGGGCGACUACGCAUGUCAGUAACCGAAGCCCUCGAGCUGUAUCGCAAAGUUGGCAACGACCUUUUCGGCACGAAACGCAGCUCGAUACCCCUGAGGACCAAAUACCACCACGAGCCGCUUGAGCAGGCAGUGAGAGAUAUCGUGAGUAGUCGUUGCCACGAGCACGAGAAUUGUGACGGGAAUGACCUUCAUCCUUUGGAGUUAAAUUCAGUCGAUGCUAUGGGCAAGCCUGUCCCAUUUGAUGUUGAUAAGCCUCGUGUCUGCCAAUCAUGCUGCCUAGCGGCCACCCACAACGAGAACAUCAAUGAAGCCUACCUCCUGCGAUCGUACCCUCAAUUCUACGGAGAGUCCACACCGAAUUGGAUCACUAGAUACAACGAAGGAGCGGAUGCGAUACCUAUCUGGCAAGUGACUCGCGCCACAUCCGCCGCACCAUUCUACUUCCAAAUGGUCAAAGCCAUAGUAGACGACAUUGGCGUCGAGCGUGAAGUCCACUUCAAAGACGGUGGCAUCCGAGAGAACAACCCUAGCGCAGCAGCUUUAAGCGAAUUCCACGCCUUGUACGAAGGUAAAGCCAAGCAGCCAGCACUCAUGCUCAGCGUCGGUACAGGACGACCAAACCAGGCACGAGACGGCUUCGCAACAAACUGGCCUUCUUGGUUCGGCCGCAUGAAAGUCGUCAACGAUUUCAUGGAGAAGCGAGCGGUCUUACAGAAUCUUCUGAUCAAGUACACGGAAGGUGAACGCCAACACCAGCAUAUGCGCGAGUACGCACAAGGCGAACACACUUGGUACAAGCGCUUGAAUGUCUCGCACGGUCUGGAGAAUAUGCCGCUGGACUCUUGGGAUCGAGGGCUGUGGACGGAUCCCAAGACCGGAGAAGAGCGCACUGUGCCAGGCGGAGCAAGCUUGACGAUGAUGGAAGAGGUGACGGAGGAGUAUCUGAGCCGGCCAUAUGAUAAGAACAUCGACACGUAUGCGCCGCCGAGUACGAUGUUGAGACAGGCUGCGCAGAAGUUGGUUUUGCAGCGUCGUGCGCGAGAGGAACUUGGUGGACCCAGGUGGGAUACUUUCGUGGGUAAAGGACUCCAUGGACGCAAGGUAGAAGCGACUCGUGUCAAUGGGCAUGCGGGCUGAGAGAUGACUCUGGAGAACCGUCGACCCCCCAGCCGAGCGAAAUGCAGACUGGUGCUGCGAUAGCUCUGGCUCUCUCCUCGAGACCGAUUGCGAGGAUGCAGCCUCAAAACUAAGAGGCCUGCGGUGUCUGCGCGAAGAAGACGCUUCGAAUCCUCAGUGCCGAGAGAGGUCACGGAGUACCAAGCAAGACACAGAGAGUCGGAGGCCAACCACGUGCUCAUACUGGGCCAGACUCCAACUGAUGAGCUUGGGGAUGAGAUACAGACUACAGCGCGACCUGAACGCGAGCUUCAGGGCUAAUACGACAAGAGCAGGCUGUUCACAAAGAAAGAUGUAAUGGGUAUGAGGACAUACUGUCAACACAGGCGGCCUGCAUGUAAAUAUAUCGAUGUCUAGCUCAUAUGAGGACGCUGUGAACACAAGCUUCAGUAUUCGUUGUCGGUCUUCACAACGACUGGAACGUCAGCA